AUGUCGUCGAUGCGAAAUGCCGUCCAGCGGCGCCAACAUCGUGAGCGUGGCCAGCUCGAAGGCCGUGAGAAAUGGGGUCUUCUUGAGAAACACAAGGACUAUUCGCUUCGCGCAAAAGAUUACAAUGAGAAGAAAGCCAAGUUGAAGCGCCUGCAAGAGAAGGCCAAGGACCGUAAUCCUGAAGAAUUCUACUUUGGCAUGGUCGGAUCGAAGAAUGCACAGCAAGGAAAGCAUGGACGGGGUGUGGGUGUCUCUCGCGAUUCAGCCGCUGCGCGCGGGCUCAGCCACGACGCAAUCAAGCUGCUCAAGACGCAGGACCAGAACUAUCUACGCACCGUGGGAGAGCGGAUACGUCGUCAAAUCGAGCGUCUCGAGCGCGAUGUGCAAUUGCAAGAAGGCAUGAACACGGCUCUUGGGGUCAAGUCCAAGAAGAAGGAGCAAGAUAUGGACGAGGAUGACGACGGGGACGACUUUGAUGGCUUCGAUGGCCUGGACGAUGAUUUCGACUUUGGCGCCCCCGUGGCUCCUAAGCCCCGCAAAGUUGUAUUUGCAGACGAUAAGGGAGUGCAACAAAGUAUGGCGCAGCAGCACGAUGCGGAGGACUCGGACGGCAUGGAUGAGGAUUCGGAUCAGGAUCAGAACGCGGCAGAGUCAUCCAAAUUGCGGAAAACGCCCAAGCAACUGGCCGCAGAGAAGGAAGCUAUGCGUGAAGCCCGUCGCGCCCGCAAGAUUCGAAAACGGGUUACGGAAGGCCGUGAAAACAAGCUGGCGGCGCUGCGGAGGCAAUAUGCUGAGAUUCAGAAGGCUGAGAGGGAAGUCGAGCUGCAACGGGGCAAGAUGGAUCGGUCGGUGGGAGGGACCAACAAGCACGGCCUCAAGUGGAAGGUUCGUGAGCGCAAGCGCUAA
This is a messenger RNA of Penicillium oxalicum, 906 nucleotides long. Its product is annotated as rRNA-processing protein UTP11. Bases 1 to 906 code for a protein of 301 amino acids. The transcript has 2 exons. Gene Ontology annotation, biological process: rRNA processing. NCBI's taxonomy places the organism in Eukaryota, Fungi, Ascomycota, Eurotiomycetes, Eurotiales, Aspergillaceae. Gene Ontology annotation, cellular component: small-subunit processome; nucleolus. The record is from RefSeq and is a predicted model, not a curated record.